Aspergillus piperis CBS 112811 is the source of this 2280-nucleotide messenger RNA. RefSeq names its product ATP-dependent RNA helicase MRH4 (gene mrh4). Lineage: Eukaryota; Fungi; Ascomycota; Eurotiomycetes; Eurotiales; Aspergillaceae. The record is from RefSeq and is a predicted model, not a curated record. The transcript has a single exon. Bases 61 to 1962 code for a protein of 633 amino acids. Gene Ontology annotation, molecular function: nucleic acid binding; ATP binding.
GUAGAAGAUUCUUGACGAGCGUUCAUCACUCUCUCUCAUCCACCCUCACCCAUCCUCACCAUGAAUCGCCUGGGCAGACUGUCUCUGCCGCUUCGGCCUCAAGUCUGUCUGCUCUGUCAAACGCAGGCGACCAUGUCCUCUCCUCUCUCCGGAUGGCAGGCCGUCCGCUCCAUGGCAACCGUCCGACAGCGCCGCCAGGCCGCCCGCAUGGUUCUGUCCUCCAAUGUCGACAAGUCUUCCCUGAAGGAGGGACGUUCGAGAAGAGAUCGUGGCGGCCCCUGGUCGGGCAUGAACCAAACAGAAGCGCGCCUUCGGGAUGCGCCACUGUCAAGGUCUCGGGCAGCUCUCAAGCGCUCCGGGGAUGCUGAAGAUGAUAAGCAGAAGCCGGACAGUCCUCUCUAUAAGGCGCUCAAGAUGCAAACGGCAUUGGCGCCCAUCCCUUACGGUCGCCGAACCGCUAUCAAGAAUAAGAUCGCAGAAGUCUCGAGUUUCGACCAAUUUCCUCUGCUACCGGUCGUGCGCCACUCGAUCUCUUCCCAGGCUCUCCCCGGAUUGGCGGACAUCGUACCAACUCCCAUUCAACGCCUUGCUAUCCCACAACUUCUGAAAGACCCUAUCCCGAAGAGAACAUCGAAAGAUGUUUUUAACGAUGAACCGAAUUAUGAACAAUAUCUUCUGGCUGCCGAGACCGGGUCUGGAAAGACGCUCGCCUAUCUGAUUCCCAUGAUCGACUCCCUGAAGCGUAUGGAAGCGGAGGACAAGGAAUUUGAAAAGCGAGAGGCGGAACAAAAGGCCAAGGAACGGGAGGAGAAGCUCAAGAACCGGGCUUUUGACAUUGCCCCGGAAGAGCCUCCGCUGUCGGACGCAGGUAGACCCCGGGUCAUUAUCCUCGUCCCGACCUCCGAGCUGGUUGCCCAGGUUGGCGCCAAAGUCAAGGCUCUUUCGCACACGGUCAAAUACCGAUCGGGGAUGAUCUCGUCCAACCUGACCCCUCGUCGUAUUAAGAGCAUCCUCUUCAAUCCGAGCGGAAUUGACGUUCUCGUCGCCACUCCCCAUCUGCUUGCUUCGAUUGCCAAGACGGAUCCAUAUGUGCUGAGUCGUGUUAGCCACCUGGUGCUGGAUGAGGCAGAUUCGCUCAUGGACCGUUCCUUCUUGCCCACAACGACCGAGAUUAUCGAAAAGUCAGCCUCUUCUCUUCACAAGCUCAUCCUCUGCUCCGCAACCAUUCCCCGCAGUCUCGACAAUCUUCUCCGUAAGCGCUACCCCGACAUUCGCCGACUGACGACACCAAACCUGCAUGCCAUCCCCCGUCGUGUCCAGCUGGGAGUGGUGGACAUCCAACGGGACCCCUACCGUGGCAACCGCAACCUGGCCUGCGCCGACGUGAUCUGGUCCAUUGGAAAGGCAGGCGACACCGAACCGACGCACCCCUUCCUGGCCCAGGCCGGACCCAAGGUCAAGAAGAUUCUGGUUUUUGUCAACGAGCGCGAAGAAGCCGACGAGGUAGCCGAGUUCCUGCGCUCAAAGGGUAUCGACGCCCAGUCCUUCUCCCGCGACUCCAGCAGCCGUAAGCAGGAGGAACUGCUGGAAGAGUUCACCGAGUCCCCAAUUCCUCCCACCGCAGAGGAGAUCAUGCUAGCCAAGAACAAGCGCCGCCAGGACAACUCCAUUCCCUUUGUCUACCCUGAACAGCAGAACAAGCCAGGCAUGGAGCGCGGUCUGCCGAACACUAAGGUUCUCGUGACGACAGAUAUUGCCUCUCGCGGAAUUGACACCAUCGCCGUGAAGACGGUUAUCCUCUACCACGUCCCGCACAACACCAUCGAUUUCAUCCACCGUCUCGGCCGUCUCGGCCGCAUGGGCAAGCGUGGUCGUGCCGUGGUCCUGGUCGGCAAGAAGGACCGCAAGGACGUGGUCAAGGAAGUGCGUGAGGGGAUGUUCCGCGGACAGGCCUUGAUUUAGGGGCAGCAACGACACCAACGACAAGCACAAUCUGUACUAUUAUUCAACUACGGCCCAGUCAACUUACAACUGACGGAGCCUCUGACGACGGCGUUCGGAAAAUGGCAACCAGGAAAGAUAAUAUUUAGACGACAUGCAUUGUAUGUAUGCAUUGACUUGAAGCAUCACUCAGGAUAUACACGGCUGUACCUCAUGUAUUAUAAUUUGUAUAUUUCCCCACCACAUCUCUCUACUUAGAUUCCUCUUCGUCACCACAUCUGUACACUAUAAACAACACCCAUCCAUCAUCUGAAUAGACAACUACAAGAUACUACUUAC